GUAAAUGCCAGUUAGCAAUGAGAUCCUGACUAGUACAGACUACCUACUCAAGCCUGUCACAUUGAAAAUUUUGCCUUUUCUAGAUCUGUGAUUAUUACUAUAUUCAAUAUUGAUUCUAGUUAAGUGUAGGGCAAAUACGGUUUAACUGUAACUAGAAUGACGUACAAAACAUGGAAAGAUGCUUUUCAAAAAGCUUGCAUCCCUCAGCGUUACAUUUUGGGCAUAAUGGGCUUCCUCGGAAUCGCAAACGCAUACACCAUGCGUGCCUGUCUCAGCAUAACGAUCACACAAAUGGUGAAGAAGCCCAGCAUGGACAACUUUGUCACAGACGAAAUGACUUGCCCUUGGCCUGACGAAGUUCCAAUCUCAAUGAAUUCACCAGCCUUGGCCACUUCUGGCAAUUAUGAUUGGGAUGAAACAACCCAAGGGUUGAUCCUUUCUGCAUUCUAUUACGGGUACCUCAUCACACAUAUUCCUGGUGGACUGCUUGCAGAGCGGUUCGGCGGGAAGCAUACGAUGGGUUUCGGCAUUUUGUCGACAGCAAUAUUUUCGCUGUUGACACCCUUUGUAGCGGAUUAUGGAGCAAUCCCUAUGAUCACACUGCGUUUCCUGAUGGGCCUCGGAGAAGGAACUACAUUUCCAGCGUUAAGUACCCUCUUGGCACAAUGGGCACCGCCAUUGGAAAGGAGUAAAUUGGGCUCGUUGGUUUUUGCAGGUGUUCAAAUUGGAACAGUCCUGUCCAUUUCCUUAAGUGGUGUUAUUAUUGAAUAUACAAGUUGGCCCUAUGUUUUUUACAUAUUUGGAGUAGUCGGGGUGGCUUGGUUUGUAGUCUGGUGCCUUCUUUGCUACAAUGAUCCAGGUUCACAUCCUUUCAUCAGUGAAAAUGAGAAAGAAUAUUUGAAAAUGACAAUAGGGAGGACUGAAAGAAACAAGGAUCUUGGUGGCACGCCUUGGAAAGCGAUUUUAACAUCUGCCCCAAUUUGGGCUUUGGUGAUCGGAGAAAUUGGUCAUGAUUUUGGCCUCCUUAUGAUGGUUUCAGAUUUGCCCAAAUAUAUGAGCGAUGUGAUGCAUUUUAAAAUUGGAGAGAAUGGAGGACUGUCAGCAUUGCCAUACCUUGUCAUGUGGUUGGCCUCCCUCUUUCUUGGAUAUUUUGCUGACCUUAUAUUGUCCAAGAAUUGGAUGGAUAUAACAUUGUUGAGAAAAACACUAGCAACACUUGGAGCAAUAGGGCCUGCUGUAGGAUGCAUUAUGGCGUCGUAUGCAGGGUGUAAUAAACCUGCAGUCGUGACGCUUUUUACCGUAGGGAUGGGAUUCAUGGGAUUUUGUUAUUCCAGCCUAAGAGUAAAUGGACUUGACAUCUCGCCGAAUUACGCAGGAACAAUUAUGGCAAUCGUUAACGGGAUGGGAUCGAUUUCUGGGAUGGUCGGUCCCAUCCUGGUCGGCUACUUAACACCAAAUAGGACUUUAACAGAGUGGAGACAAGUGUUUUGGGUAAUGGUCGCAAUGCUCGUCGGUACUAAUUUUAUAUACGUAUUUUAUGGAACGGCGAAAACUGCAAAAUGGAACGACCCAAAGUCAAAUAAGAAUUCUGAGGAAGAUAAAGCCAACAAAAUGGAAAUUGAUAAGGAUAUGUCAAGCCAAAAUCAACAAUAUCCCUAUGAAAAGUGUUGAACACCAAAGAAAAACAAGUUUUCAUGAUUUGACGCUGUCAAUUCUUUUCUUUUACCCAGCUCACAAUAUGGAAUUGUGAUGUAAAAAUUGUCCUUAGUAAAUUUUUACAAAAUAGGACAAAUUAUGGAUAAUUGAAGAGUGAGGACAAUUAACUGUUUAAAAGAAUUUGUACUCUUGUUAUGCCAGGUUGGGUAACAAUAAUUCUAGUCUGUUAUAAACAGUAAAAUUACUAAAUACUGAAAUCUCUUUGUCCAUAAAACAUUUAUAGUAUUUAGAUAAUAAAGACUGCCCCUUCAAAGACAAUAUUGAUGUCUUUAAAUGCAGAAAGUUUAAUUAUAAUGUAACAAUUAGGAAUUUUAUCUGAAACAUGUAGGGUAUAAAAAGGUUUAUUAUUAAUAAGGAUAUAAUUAAACUUCUAGUGGUUAUUACUCAAUGAUUUUGGUCACUUUAAAAAAAUAAAAAUCUUUGUAGAAAGAAAAAUGAUAUCUUAAUUAUAUUUAACUGUAUACUUUUUAAAU
Cimex lectularius (bed bug) is the source of this 2189-nucleotide messenger RNA. Its product is annotated as sialin-like. Gene Ontology annotation, molecular function: transmembrane transporter activity. Gene Ontology annotation, cellular component: membrane. NCBI's taxonomy places the organism in Eukaryota, Metazoa, Arthropoda, Insecta, Hemiptera, Cimicidae. The record is from RefSeq and is a predicted model, not a curated record. Gene Ontology annotation, biological process: monoatomic anion transport; transmembrane transport. Bases 157 to 1671 code for a protein of 504 amino acids. The transcript has 9 exons.